This is a messenger RNA of Nothoprocta perdicaria, 2299 nucleotides long. It is a transcript of the gene ERMARD, whose product is annotated as ER membrane associated RNA degradation. Bases 26 to 2026 code for a protein of 666 amino acids. NCBI's taxonomy places the organism in Eukaryota, Metazoa, Chordata, Aves, Tinamiformes, Tinamidae. The record is from RefSeq and is a predicted model, not a curated record. The transcript is spliced from 18 exons.
CACGGCGCACGAGCGACGCAGGGAGAUGGCGUUAUCGGAGUCUGUCACUACUUGCCUUUCUCCUGCUGUGCAUUAUGUGAUUUGUGAACUUGGAUUUGAGAAAACAGAGACCUAUGAUAUUAAUAAUAUUGUAUCUGAAAGUGGUGAAGUAUGUUGGCAAGCUAUUACAGAUCAUGUCUGUUACCUUGAGUCAGAUCAAAUUGUGGAUUAUAUCAAAAGCAUACGAUCACUAGGACCAGUUUGUGAAUCUGUUAAUUUGCAUUUCAAAUCUAUGACCAAGAAGCAAUUUGUGGCUCAGUAUGCGUUAUGGUUCCAGUGGACAAACUACACAGAGUUAUUUCUUGAAGUAUUUGAUGUUCUACAAUAUACACAAACUACAGAAAUCGCUCUUGGUUUAAUGAAACUAACAUCAUGCUUGGAGCGAGCAUUGGGUGAUGUGUACUUAUUGAUAGGUAAAGAUUGUCCUUUCCUCCUAAGAGAUUUGCUUAUUUCUGAGGAGCUUGCAGUUAUCUUUGGACAAMCUGUAAUGAAUGUAUUGAGGGUGUUCAUUGGAUCUCCUUAUGGUCUGAAUCUUCGUAAUGUUUUGUGGCACGGCUUUGCUUCCCCACAAGAAAUUCCUGUGAAAUACUGUGCUAUGCUGCUUUUUUUAACUGCAGGAUUGGGUCAGUUGCUACAGACAUACCUUCUGCAAACAAAACACAUUUUAAUACAUCGACCGUAUGUGACCUUCACUAGCUUACAAGAACUGAAUAUAUUUCCAGAUCUUAACCAUGAAACACUUUCCUUAGCUGAAGAGCUAGUGAAACUGUCCAGUUUUGUUCUAAAAAUGAUGUUGCCAUUUUGGCUUGCUGCUUUAACAGCUUUCAAGCAAGGCAGGUAUGCUGACUCUAUGAUUCUCUUACUCCCUCAGCUGGAAGCUGGACUUAGAUUGCUCUUCACUGCUACGAAUAAAUGUCCAAAUCGAUUGCUAACAGCUGAGCCUUCUACUCUCUACACCACUUUUGAUGAGAUGCUAGCAAAACAUUUGAGUAAUGAAGAUAUCAAUCAGCUUCCUCUAGUUCUUGAAGAACCUGCAAUGGAAUUUCUUUGGGAUUUCUUGAACCAUCAGGAGGGUCCACGUAUAAGAGAUCAUUUAAGCCAUGGAGAGAUUGAUCUUAAAACAUUUCCCAGGGAAAUUGCCAAUCAGAUUGUUGCUUUUGCAGUCACACUUCUGUGCAGAUUUUCUGAUGAGGACGUAAUUGCUUUUAAGGAACAUGUGGUCAUAAAACCACUGAUGAACUGUGCAAGUUGUUACUGUUCUCAGUUUCAUCCAAUUUCCCGUGUCAAGAAACAGGUGCUGGAAUGCAUGAAGAGCAUUCACUUAUGGUCUGAACUACCAGUAGUGCCUGAGGAACAAAUUCAAGCAGUAAAAGGGUUUGAAGGAAAUGCUGAAGCUAGUGCCUUUGUUUUAAAAACAUCAGAGAUUCUAUCUCAAUUACAUCAGUAUGUGCCCCGGAGUUGCUUCAGUUCAGAUGAACCAGUGAAUAGUGACCAAAUAGACAGGCUAUUGACUGAACUUUGUGAUACGCGCAUUUGCACACUCUACUCCCCACGAUCUGUUCUGGAAACACUGGUGGUUUUCCGUAAAAUAAUCACACAGUGCCAUCAAGUGUCAGGACAAGUUAUUGCAAGCCUUGAGUUGAGAUACAAACAGUGGAUAAAUAAAACGCUGCGUUCUCGCCAGAGGCAGAAUUAUCUAAGAAUGUUAAACAGCAUUAAGUUUUUGUCGCCUGUGUUACGUCUGAUCUUGGUGAUGGUAACUCUAGAAUUAGUCAAUAUCCAUCUGGUUGAUAAGAAGAAUGCUUUUGAUUAUCAGCAGUAUCUAAAGUUUCUGAAGUCUGUUUUGCAGUAUACUGAGAACUUGGUGACAUACACAAAUCCAGAGAAAAACAAAUGGGAUGAAGCCAUGGAGCUUACAAACAAGGCUUUGACAAAAAUAAAGAGUUUCAGUGACAAAAAGCUAAUGUUAAUGCAGUUAGCUACAUAAAUCAUUUUAAGAUUAUUUGGACAUCAUUAUAUUUUGAGUUUUAGAGUCAUCAAAUAUCUUAAGUCUAAGACUUAAAGAUAAACCUCAUCAAUCAUUGUCAAAUUUCAGAUGCAGUAUUUAUUAUUUUUACUAGAAGAAUGUUGCUGAUAGUGGAUUUGAAUGAUAAACCUUCCCUAAAACAGACUGUGCCAAAUCUAGUGAAAAGGAUUGGCUGUAAGAUAAUACAGGAUACAAGUGCUACUUGUGUUUUAUAGCUUGGUUUUCAUAUUUUUG